UAUUUUGUACAUACGCUGUUUUGUAUAUACUGUAUAUGAUGACUUCAGUGGGCAGUGAACGUAUCCGGGGUGCUCGGGACAGAAUGCAAAUUUCAACCACACAGCUAACACAACCACAGAAACAAUUAGUACAGGCAACAGCAGAACAGAUUCGCCUUGCUCAAAUGAUCUACGAUAAGAAUGACGCAGAUUUUGAAGAUAAAGUGAAACAACUUAUGGAAGUCACGGGGAAAAACCAGGAUGAGUGCAUUGUGGCACUACAUGAUUGUAAUGGGGAUGUGAACAGAGCAAUCAACAUACUGCUGGAAGGAAGUUCAGACACGACUUCUUGGGAGAUUGUAGGGGGAAAGAAGAAAAGCCUUGGAAAGGAAAGUUCAGAAAACAAAGAGAACAGAGAAAAACGAGGGGACAGAGAAGUGAGUCGUGGACAGGGAAGUUCCAACAGAUGGGGAAGAGGAUGCAGCCGUGGACAAGAGUUUAGAACCGAAGAGAAUGGAGUGGACAACAGUCAAGGAGACAGGCCUUCAGAUCGUGGGAAACGUGGCCGUGGGAGAGGGUUUGGACGUGGCAGAGGGAGAGGAGCGGGGAGGUUUUCAGCCCAAGGCAUGGGGACAUUUAACCCUGCAGACUAUACGGAUUCUUCUGCCACUGAUGGCUUUGGGACAAAAUCAGAGAUUUGGGAGACUGGUCAGAAUGAUGCAGGUGAUAGAACUGGAGCAUGGAAAAACUCAGUAGAAGAAUGGACAGCAGAAGACUGGAAUGAAGAUCUUUCUGAAACAAAAGUCUUCACUGCUUCCUCUGUUCCAGCUGAGAAUCAUAUCACUUCUGGGCAAAGUAUUGAUUUGGUAGCAGUGCUUCAAAAGCCUAUGACUUCUACCCAAGAGACAGAAAGUAACUCAUUUGAGGCUAAUCAUAAGCAGACCUUUGGCCAAGCCCUAGUCUUCACAAAUUCUCAGCAUAGCACCCAGAUGUCAUCAGGAACUGGCGGAUCCAGUGCUGUAAACUCUAGUUCUCCUCAAAGUCUGUCUGCAGUUCUUUGUUCUGGCUUUGGAGAACUUGGAUCCUCUAAAUUGGAGAACUCUACUGGAUCCCAAACCUUGGACCAAUUGAAAUCUCCAGGUUUGGGUCGGUUUACCUCUCAACAAAACAAUAGUAGCUCUACCACCACUACCACAACUACCACAUCAUCCUGGGAUCUAAAAAUGCCUAUUACUCAGACAUCAGUCCUUAGUCAGUUUGACUUUAAAUCCCAGCCUGAACCAUCCCCAGUUCUGAGCCAGCUGACCCAACGACAGCAACAACAAACACAGACAGUCCCUGUUCCUCCUCCUGGACUGGAGUCAUCCUCCCCAGGAAAACUUCAUGAGCCAUCACCAGUAGGCACCUCUACAGCUGUUGGUAAAAUGCUACAGCUCCCCACUAUGUCUAUGGAUAACCAGGCAAUGACUUCCCAUCAAAUCCAGCAGAAACAGAUAAAAGCACCAAAACGGAGGAUAACUCCAGCAUCCAAGAUUCCUGCCUCUGCAGUGGAGAUGCCUGGAUCAGCAGAUGUGACAGGGUUAAAUGUUCAAUUUGGAGCUCUGGAGUUUGGAUCAGAGCCUGCACUCCCAGAGUUUGGAUCAACUUCAAGCAGUGAAAAUACCAGCCAGGCAACCAACAAUUGCUUGUACUCAAAAUCUGUAAAUGGUCCUUUGAAUACCUCUUUGACAAUAUCCAAUACAGUACAGGAGUCCACCUGCACAACCUCUGCCAUCACCUCUUCCAGUCUGACCUGCUCAUCUCAGAGCACUAGCCCAGUAGCAACUUCCUCCUAUGACCAGACUUCUGUGCAUAGUAGGAUAGUGUACCAAAGCUCCAUGGCUCCAUCUGAAUCAACCCCUGUUGUAGUUAUGAACGGGCACAGCAGUGUUAGAACACAGGCAACUCUUGACACUACUUCAUCAGUCUCAAUGCCUAAGACAGAGACUUCUUCGCUGCCUUCUGCUGUUUCUCUACCUAGCAUGGUAUCCACCACUGCUUCACUUCUACCUUCAGCAUCACAGCACACAGCAACGUUGCCCAGCUUGCCUCAGUCCAGUGAUUUGGCCAGCAGCUCAAUUUCCCAGUUAAGCAGCUCCCUUUCCAAUCAUCAGAGCAGCCUCUCCCCUGCUUCAGUGCUGGCUUCAAACACAUCACAUGCACACAUUAGUGUUGAGAACACAACUUCAAUCCAACCCUCAACAACCUUUUCAACUGUUUCAACCUCAUCCACUAGCACCACCUCUUCAAUUGUCAGCAUCGCAAGCAGUAUGAACACCACAAACAGCCUUGGCCUGGGCAUUACCAGUGCAUCUAUACCAGCUGGUACCACAAGGGCAGCUCCCUUAGUGUCUUCAGGGAAAGCUCCACCAAACCUGCCUCAAGGUGUACCUCCCUUGUUACAUAAUCAGUAUAUUGUGGGACCUGGAGGACUUCUGCCUGCCUACCCACAGAUUUAUGGUUAUGAUGAUCUCCAGAUGCUUCAGUCCAGACUGCCAAUGGAUUACUACGGAAUUACAUUCCCUGCUCCUGCAACCUUGACAGGCAGAGAUGGGAGCCUUGCUAGCAACCUGUACUCAGGUGAUGUUACAAAAUUCGGACGUGGAGAUUCUGCCUCCCCUGCUCCUGCUACCACACUUUCCCAGCCACAGCAGAACCAGACACAGACUCAUCAUACAACUCAGCAGCCCUUCCUCAACCCAACUCUGCCCCCAGGGUACAGCUACACUGGGUUACCUUAUUACGCUGGUGUGCCUGGUGUACCCAGUGCAUUCCAGUAUGGGCCAACCAUGUUUGUACCUCCAGCAUCUGCUAAACAGCAUGGAGUCAACCUGAACACAGCAUCUACUCCUUUCCAUCAAGCGAGUGGCUAUGGGCAGCACAGCUAUGGAACAGCAGGAUAUGAUGACUUAACACAGGGGACAGCAGCUGGAGAUUACAGCAAAGGAGGCUACAGUGGGUCAUCUCAAGCACAUAACAAAUCUGCUAGCACUGGACCUGGAAAAGGUGUUUCUGUGACAUCAAGUAACACAGGUGUAUCUGAUAUCAGUGGCUCCGUCUAUAACAAGACUCAGACAUUUGACAAGCAGGGAUUCCACACUGGCACACCCUCUCCUUUCAGCCUGCCCUCUGCUCUUGGAUCAACUGGGCCCCUGAACCCUGGUGGGGCCCCAGGUUAUGCUCCAGCCCCAUUUCUUCAUAUCAUGCCUGCACAUCAGCAGCCUCAUUCCCAGAUACUACAUCACCAUCUUCAGCAAGAUGCACAGGCUGGAUCUGGCCAACGCAACCAACCCAGCACCAUGCAGCAAAAGUCUCAGGCUACCAAAAAUGCCUAUGGCACUUCUCCAUACUGGACAAACUAAAUCCAAAACCAGGGAAGGGGGAGAGAAUGAAAGGAGAGGAGGAGAAAAAUCAAAAGAAAAGAGAAAACAAAACAAAUAAAAGCUGAAGCCCAUUUCUGUAAUUAUUAGGAGAAGUAACUGCUCAGCCAAACAUCUGUGUGGGGAGAACUGCAGCUAGCCAGACAUCCUCUGAUGCACCUGCUUCUGCUUUGAGUUGCUGUUGUAUGUAAUAUAUUUAUGUAUGUAUUUGUAAAUGUAAGAGCCUAAAUGUGGUUUUCUGCAUCUUGCAGCCUGAUUUAUUUUCUUUGUAGGGAAAAAAAAUAUUUCUUCUCUGCACUGGGGCAUCCUUGUUUGGUUUUUUUUAAGCUAUAUAACUGUCAAACUGACUUUUAUGGGGGGCUGGAGCCCAUUUAUUUAAUACAGUUCUCAAUUCAGGCAAAUAAGGAGCCCUACCCCCUCCUUCCCAAAAAAAGAAUCAAAAUGUGUCUUGUUGGUUCGAUUUCUGCCCCUGGCCCCCCAAUAUAACUGUUACUUUAAAGAGAAAAGGGGGGGGGGGGGAGGGAAGAAAAAAUUUUUUGUGGGCCUUCCUCUUUUUUUCAUCUUCUCCUUCCCUCCUAUUCUGGAAGAUGAACUCUUGUGGGCAGUUUGGUCACUGUGGCUGUGAGCUGCACUUUCACCUUUUUAUUUUUCAAAUUUUAAAUAAUAAUAAUUAAAAGGAAUUUCUUUUUUUUUUGGUUGGGGUUUUUUUGUUUCUCUAGCAAGAGACUUUGGAUGGCUCAGUGUGUCGUGGAACACCUCUUUUGCAUCAUUAGAGGCAAAAUUUAUGUAGUGGUUUCUUAACUAAAAGUAUAAGCUGCGUCUUGUACUUCUUUGCCCUGAGCCACCCUGACCAGGAAAGACAGAGCUGCUGUAUGGAAAAUUCACCUGUCACUCUCUGCUUUUUUGAAAACAAAAGACCCUGGAGGUAACUACUGGUCCUUCUUGUUCUGCACCAGCACGGUGAAUGUUUGAUGAGUUUAUUUUUAGUCCUUCCUUCACCUAAUAAAGCUCUAAGCAUAUCACUGGU
Molecule: messenger RNA, 4425 nt
Organism: Calypte anna (Anna's hummingbird)
Lineage: Eukaryota; Metazoa; Chordata; Aves; Apodiformes; Trochilidae
Product: ubiquitin-associated protein 2
Exons: 27
Coding region: 36-3380 (1114 amino acids)
Cellular component (GO): cytoplasm; nucleus
Molecular function (GO): protein binding
Source: RefSeq, a predicted model, not a curated record